AUGGAUCAACCACAUCCAAAAAAGGUGAAGAAGAACCCACCAUCAGCUGAAGAAAUUGAGAGACGAAGAAAAGCAAAACAAAAUGAAGUAAUCCCCGAAGGAAUGUCACGACGUGAAUACAAAAAAACUCAAAAACAACAAAGAUGGGAAGAAACAAAAGAUCAAUUUAGAGAAGAUAUGAGAGCUAAAAAGAAAUUGCAAAGAGAAAGAAAAAGGGAAAGAAUAAAGAACGAUGAUGAAUAUAAAAACUCAAUUGUGAAAAAGCCCAAAAAGCAAAUCCCAACAGAUGUUAAUUUUAUAAUAGAUUGUGAAUUUGAUGAUUUAAUGAAUAUAAAAGAAAUCACUUCAAUGGCUAGACAAAUACAAACAUCUUAUUCAAUAAUGAGACAUUCACUUUAUAAACUCCCAUUGCAAAUCACAUCAUUUAACAAACGACUAAAAGAAAGAUUUGAAACUUCAUUAUCAGAUUACAAAAAUUGGCAAGAAAUUGAAUUUACUUCUUCCUCAAUUGAAGAUUUGAUAACUCCAGAAAAUAAAGACCAAUUUGUGUAUUUGACUGCUGAUACAGACGACGACCUUAUGGAAUUAACUUCAAAUCAUACAUAUAUAAUUGGGGGAAUAGUUGAUAAAAACAGACAUAAAAAUUUAUGUUAUGAUAAAGCCAAAAAAUUAGGAUUAAAAUGUGGGAGAUUACCAAUUGGCAAAUAUAUUAAAUUGAAUAGUAGGAAUGUUUUAGUUACAUCUCAUGUUUACGAAAUUUGUAGUAAAUGGUUUGAAUAUAAAGAUUGGGGAGAAGCAUUUAAUAAAGUUUUACCUCCCAGAAAAGUGAUCAAAGAUAAAGAUGAAGAAGAAAUAGAAUCAAAAGAAGAAGUAAACCCUGAAGUUGAGAUAGGAGAAGAAGUUGAUUCUAAGGACAAUGUAUAA
Messenger RNA from Lodderomyces jiufengensis, 924 nucleotides. RefSeq names its product tRNA (guanine(9)-N(1))-methyltransferase. Gene Ontology annotation, molecular function: tRNA binding. The transcript has a single exon. The record is from RefSeq and is a predicted model, not a curated record. Lineage: Eukaryota; Fungi; Ascomycota; Pichiomycetes; Serinales; Debaryomycetaceae. Gene Ontology annotation, cellular component: nucleus. Gene Ontology annotation, biological process: tRNA N1-guanine methylation. The coding region runs from base 1 to 924 and encodes 307 amino acids.